AUGCGACUCUGCCCGUCACCUUCCUCAACUCCUCAUCUCGAUCGCGUACGCCAACGCCCCUCGACGAUGAAGCCCCACAAGAGCAGCCCCUUCUCGCGGAAGGUCUCCGUCGCCGUUGCCACGCCGAUCCUCCUCCUGCUGGCCCUCGCCGUCGUCUCGCUCUACGACUUCAACUUGGCCGAAACUUACCACAACAUACGCCGCGCCUCCUCUUCAUCCUCUGCAUCUCCUGGCCCUGCCACCACCUCCUCGUCGCCCACGGCUCCGGCUACCGUAUCAUCGUCAACUUCGCCGGCCAACUCCUCCUCGUCGUCAUCGUCUACGUCGGCGGCGUCUCCAGCCACCGCCGUCGAGGCCUGCGACCUGACGCGGGGCCAGUGGGUGCCGGACGACGAGCCGCCGUACUACACCAACCUGACGUGCCCGUUCAUCGACGACCUCCAGAACUGCAUGAAGUUCGGCAAGCCGGGCGGUCUCGACCUCAUGCGCUGGCGGUGGAAGCCUGACGGCUGCGACCUCCCCCGCUUCGAUGCCGGGCGGUUCUUGGAGGCCAUGAGGGGCAAGUCCAUGGCCUUCGUCGGGGACUCGCUCGCCAGGAACCACUUCAAGUCACUGCUCUGCAUCCUGUCGCAGGUGGCAGAGCCGGUGGAGCUCGUCACCACGACGGAGACGGACGUGACGGGGAGGGCCGUCCGCCGAGACUUCCACUACGGCAGCCACGGCUUCAACGUCUCGCUCUUCUGGUCGCCAUUCCUGGUCAAAGCCAACCUCUCCAGCGCGGCGCUCGGCCUGGGCCUGUGGGACGUGCACCUCGACACGGCGGACGCCCGGUGGGCGGCGCACAUCGCCGACUUCGACCACAUCGUCCUGUCCGGCACCAACUGGUUCUUCCGCCCCUCGGUGUACUACGAGGGCGGCCGGGCCGUCGGGCGCAACGACGGCGCCAGCGGCGCCCACAACGCGACGGAGGCGCCCGUCUCCGGCGCGGUGCGCGCCGCGUUCCGCACGGCGCUCGGCGCCAUCGCGGCCCGAGAGGGGUUCCGCGGCAAGGCCGUGGUCCGGACGGUCACGCCCGCGCACUUCGAGAACGGGGAGUGGAACACCGGCGGCGACUGCGUGCGCACGCGGCCGCUCCGCCGCGGCGAGCGCGCCCGCGACGCUGUCGUGGCCGAGUUCCGCGCCGCGCAGGUUGACGCGCUGAGGGAGACGGAGGCGGCACGGCGGCGGAACCGGAGCGGAGCGGAGCUGCGGUUGCUGGACAUCACGGAGGCGAUGGAGCUGCGGCCGGACGGGCACCCGAGCCGGUACGGGCACCCGCCGGGCGGGAGCGUGGAGGGGAGCUUCGUGGUGGACUGCCUGCACUGGUGCUUGCCCGGGGCGAUCGACCUGUGGAGCGAGCUGCUGUUCCACAUGCUGGCGGCUCAUCCACCACAGCGUGCUGACUGA
Messenger RNA from Triticum turgidum subsp. durum (durum wheat), 1446 nucleotides. The record is from the annotation of a GenBank genome assembly. NCBI's taxonomy places the organism in Eukaryota, Viridiplantae, Streptophyta, Magnoliopsida, Poales, Poaceae.